CAUGGCGAGGCGCAACGCAGAGUUUAUCGUGAGAUUUUCAACAGCGUACCCGUUCAGGCUUCCAGAGGAUUCCAUGGAAACACAUUGGAAAUUCGUGGACGUAGGGAGAAUGAGAGUGAGAAAAAGAAAAUAGUACUCGUUUAUCAAACUCCUCAGCGUCGUAACGCAGAAUUAAUUUUAAGGCAUUCGACCGCUUAUCCGUUUAAAACGCGAUUUAGUCAGAUUUUAUGCGCCUAUUGUCAUGACGAAUAUAACACAUUAUCAUCUCUCAGAUAUCAUAUGAAAAACGAACACAAAACAUCCGAUUUUAAAAACGUUUUCUAUAGAGCUAAAGAUAACUUAAUAAAAGUGGAUAUAACCAAUUUGACAUGCAAUAUUUGUAAUGAAAACAUACAAGAUAUUGAUACUUUGAUGGGUCAUUUGUCUAGAGAACACAAUAAGCCAGUGAAAUUCAACUCUCGAUUUGGUGUUCUGCCUUACAAACAAAAUGCGUCCAAUCAUUGGGUUUGCGUUUACUGUCAAAGGACUUAUAUAGAAUUUGUUCAAUUCAAACGACACAUAGCUUCACAUUUCAUGAACUUUAGCUGCGAUAAGUGCGGAACGACUUUUAUAUCGGAUCAUGCUCUACGAGAUCACAGGCGACAGGUUAAAUGCUUCAGAACAGCGUAUAAACCUCGCAAUGGUAAAGUGAUGAGGCCAAGAAGUAAUGCAGAGAUCAUAUUGCAAUGUUCAACGGCCUGUCCCUUCAGGACAUGGAAAAGUAACUUUAACUGCGUGUUCUGUAGAGUACAAUCCAAUGAUCCCAGUAUACUUAGAAGCCACGUAGCGACAAGACAUGAAAACUAUGACGUACAGGCAGCGUUCUAUAAAAAACUAGGCAAGGAAUUCCUUAAGAUUGAUAUAACAGAUCUGCAGUGUAAGUUAUGCUUUAUGCCGAUAACUAAUUUUGAAAAUUUGACGUAUCAUUUGAUGAAUGAUCACCAACAGCCUAUAAACUCUGACGCCCAAUUAGGGGUGUUGCCAUUCCGACUUAACGAUGGUUCAGUUUGGAAGUGCACAAUGUGUCCAAAUGUUUUUAAAGAUUUCGUCUCUCUCAAUAAGCACACGUCAGAACAUUUCCAAAACUACGUUUGCGAUACCUGCGGUGAAGGUUUUAUUACUGAAUCCGCGAUGAUUGCACACACUAAAGUUCCUCACGAAAAUAAAUAUAGCUGUAGCCGUUGUGUAGCGACUUUUUGCGCGUUAGAGGAAAGGAACAUUCAUGUUAAAACCCAGCAUACAUCCACUCCCUAUAUGUGUGUGUACUGUAAAGAUAAACCACGCUUCGCCAAUUGGGAACUGCGGAAAAAACACUUGAUGGAAGUUCACAAUUAUAAGACAGGUGCUGAUAAAUACGAAUGUGCAACUUGUCAGAAGUCGUUCAAGACACGUUCUGGAAAAUACAAUCAUAUGGCGAGAACUCACAGGAUAAAGAAGGAUACAGAACUAAACUACUCUUGCCACAGCUGCCCUAAGGCCUUCACCACCCAAUUGUUCUUAGACAAGCAUGUUGCGAAAAAACAUUUUGAUUUACAUUUACCUUGAAUGUGUUUCUUAAUAUACCUUUUUAUAAAAACCGAAGACGAAAUAAAUAUAAAACGAAGAACCUAAAAUUAGUUGACGGGUGUAUAGAAUGAAAUAAUGACAUGGUUCUUUUCUUU
Messenger RNA from Danaus plexippus (monarch butterfly), 1700 nucleotides. Its product is annotated as zinc finger protein 778-like. The transcript is spliced from 2 exons. NCBI's taxonomy places the organism in Eukaryota, Metazoa, Arthropoda, Insecta, Lepidoptera, Nymphalidae. The record is from RefSeq and is a predicted model, not a curated record. The annotation marks the transcript as partial.